Molecule: messenger RNA, 602 nt
Organism: Argentina anserina (silverweed cinquefoil)
Lineage: Eukaryota; Viridiplantae; Streptophyta; Magnoliopsida; Rosales; Rosaceae
Product: protein SAMBA
Exons: 3
Coding region: 90-404 (104 amino acids)
Biological process (GO): negative regulation of organ growth
Molecular function (GO): anaphase-promoting complex binding
Source: RefSeq, a predicted model, not a curated record
UUGAAAACCUAUUGCUGUUUGGAGGAACCCAUCAAUUGGAAUUGAGGGUUUCGUUGGGUUCCGGUUAAUUUUGCCGGGAAAUUUUCGGAAUGAGUAAUUCGUCGCCGGCGCAUUCUUCGAUGUCAGGAGAAAGAAAUGGUAGUGGUGGUGCUGCUGGUUUGUCUACAGAUGAUUUCUACCACCCAUCUGAUCUCAUUUCGAUUCAGGAUCGAAAAGACGAGGCUAUGCAAGUUUUAAAGGCCAAUCUCAUGGCUGCCCUUAAUAAAGAGGUUAAAUCACUUGAUGAAGAUAACUGGAUGUUUGAAGGGCCACGGUCUCGUAUCAACCUAAUAUCUAGACAAGGGGGAUUUCUCCAGAAGCGACUGGGCAUCUCAAAGAAUUGGAAUUUGGCCGGACCAAGAUGAUAUGCAGCAUCUCUUUGUUUAUAACUUUGCAUGAUGUGUGAGGUUCUUGAACCCAUAUUUUCCUUUUCUUCUUUCACUGUUUUUGAGGAGUGGACAUGUAAAUAAACUUUGACUUGAACGCCAAAAAAGACAUGCAAGUGAAAGUGUGAAACAAUACAAGCAUUGAAGCAUAUGGAAUUUAAUCGAGUUUGUCCAUUA